Molecule: messenger RNA, 935 nt
Organism: Rhincodon typus (whale shark)
Lineage: Eukaryota; Metazoa; Chordata; Chondrichthyes; Orectolobiformes; Rhincodontidae
Gene: ndufaf7
Product: NADH:ubiquinone oxidoreductase complex assembly factor 7
Exons: 5
Coding region: 1-732 (243 amino acids)
Biological process (GO): mitochondrial respiratory chain complex I assembly
Cellular component (GO): mitochondrion
Molecular function (GO): protein-arginine omega-N symmetric methyltransferase activity
Source: RefSeq, a predicted model, not a curated record
AUGUGUCAGUCUCCAUUCCUUUCUUUUUCAGGAUUCAGCUUUUAUAUUGCACAUGAGUUUUUUGAUGUACUUCCAAUACACAAGUUUCAGAAAACAAAGCACGGCUGGCGUGAAAUAUUGAUUGACAUUGAACCCAACUCCACUGGAAAACUUCGGUUUGUUCUAGCACCUCAUGCCACUUUGGCUUCCAAAACAUUAAUUCAGAGAGAUGAUGAAAGAGACCAUAUAGAGAUAUGUCCUGAGGCUGGUAUCAUUGUUCAGAAUCUGGCCAGCCGAAUCACUGAAGAUGGGGGAGCAGCACUAAUAGCAGAUUAUGGCCAUAAUGGAACAAAAACUGACACAUUUAGAGGUUUUCGUGGACAUCAGCUACAUGAUGUGCUCACAGCACCUGGAACUGCAGACCUGACUGCAGAUGUUGAUUUCAGCUACCUUCGGCAAAUGACAAAGGGUAAAGUGACCUCACUAGGACCAAUUCCACAGCAUGAGUUUUUGAAGAAUAUGGGCAUUGAUGUGAGACUUCAGGUACUGCUCAGGAAUGCAUCUGACCCAGCCACACACACAGAUUUAAUUGAUUCCUAUGAUAUGAUAAUGAAUCCUGAGAAAAUGGGGAAUCGAUUCAAGUUUUUUGCUUUGUUGCCUUGUAAUAGAUUAAUUUCAAGCCAAGAUACAAAGGGCAUGAAACGUGGUCCAAUGGCAUCACCUGUUGCAGGAUUCAGUGAACUGCAGUUGUAAAGAAAGACAUUAGUAUCACCUUGCUGGAAAGAAAAGUAUCAGAUUUUGGCUUGGUAUCAUUAUUUGUAACAUCAAAAACAGACACAAUUUGUACAUAUGCCUGUGGAAAAGCACAACUUAACAACUAGAGAAUGAAAGGGAAACUACUUCAUACUAUGUAAAUUCAAGACUCAAGCUUCAUAAAUUAAAUUAUUUUCCAAUAA